AUGGAUUCAACAGUUGGAUUCAUGUCUAAAAUCAACGCUUUUUGCUCUACAAUCUCUCAGUUGUCGUCUGAUUCCGUAGGCGACUCACCACCGCCCCCCUAUCCGUCUCCAGAUGGUCAAUCGCUACUGAAUGAGAAUAACGGGCUUAGUACUGUGCUCUCUCGAUCACAGAUAAAACACGUGUUGGAUAUCUACUGGGCACGAUGCCAUCCUCUUAAACCUAUUGUCAAUCGUGCCCAUGUGGAUUCACUUUUUGAAACUUUAUGGGCCCCUGAUGGUUCCGAGUUGAAGGCUAUCCCUGUGGUAGAUGGUAUCAUUGCUCUCUGCUUGAACUACCUGAACAAUUCAGGUUUAAGUCGUCGUCUGCUAAGUUUACGCUUUGAGCAAGGGGGCCCUUCUCUUGCGUACUUCAAGCGUUGCCUAGCCGCCACCAGUCAGUAUGCUGUUUUUGCAGAGCCAUCAUUGGAAUGCUUACAGUGCUAUGUCCUCAUGACUUUAUACCUCCUUGAUGCGGGUGAACACCAGCCUGCGUAUAAUAUGAUUGGGUUAGCCUUGCGCAUUGCACAGGCACUUGAUUUGCAUCAUGGGCUACCGGAUUCUGACCCGAAUGUCUAUCUAGCCCGGCGCAUCUGGUGGACUAUUAUUCAUCUUAAUUUCCGGUGUGCACGGUUACUGGGGCGUCCGGUUGGGGUACAACUUGCUGAUACAACCUGCCCUCCACCACCUACAGAUGAAUUUACCUAUCAUACCCGGGCGAUCACUCUCACCAAGGCUACACUAGCUGUGACUGAGGCCCUUACUCGGCAUCCAGGUCUUCCAAAUGAGGAUCGCCUCGCGCAAGUCGUGUCACGCGCAUCCGCCCUCUCCAUAGAAGUUUACCGGCUACAUGAGUGGAGGGAUCAACAGCUACGCCCGGCUCUUGGGCGCCUACUUCAUGUAGAUAGUAAAUGGGAUAGCAAGGAGACUUAUAGUUGGAUCUCUUCCGUAGCUGAUAUGAGCCCGUCUCGAGCCUUAGGGGAAGUUUUCCUUGAGCUUCAGUACUAUGACGAGAUAAUCGGGUUGCAUCGACCGUUUAUCUGUUUCCCUGCUGGGCUAUUAAUUCCAAAAAGCAAUCCCCAGAGAGAUGCUCAUGCGACAACAGCAUUACAGCAUGCUAUAGCUACAGUAGACCUCACUCAUCGCAUCAUGUCUACCACCGAUGUGCUCUGCGGGCAUGGUGAAAUAUGGCAAUGGCAGUGGAAUGCCCUACUUACCUUGAUUGGCUUCCUUAUGGGAUAUCCAUUUUGCAUAUAUGCGCCUGCUGCUCGCCAUCAUGUCCAGCUAGCCUUAGAAAUAUUCAGUGCAGCGGACCCGAGGAAUUCGAUAGCCGUUCGGGCAGCAGCCGUAACCCGCUCACUUUGUGCCAAAGUAGACAAUUUGGUGCAUAUACUGAAAUCAAAUGGCGGGCGGCCAGCAUCCCCUAACACGGAGAGGGAAUGCAUCAUGAGAUGGAAUAACCCCGACGCUCCACUCGAUCUUUCGCGCCCAAGUAGCGACGAAUUGUGGUCAUGGGUGGAUACUACAGAUCCUGAUGCGUGGUUGACUUAUACCGAUGGGAUUACAGGAGUUCUGGCCGAUUUCCCGAAUCUUCCGUUUGGCAAUGAAGGUUUCUCUCCUCUUCCUUAA
Molecule: messenger RNA, 1665 nt
Organism: Daldinia childiae
Lineage: Eukaryota; Fungi; Ascomycota; Sordariomycetes; Xylariales; Hypoxylaceae
Exons: 1
Coding region: 1-1665 (554 amino acids)
Biological process (GO): positive regulation of transcription from RNA polymerase II promoter by galactose; DNA-templated transcription
Cellular component (GO): nucleus
Molecular function (GO): DNA-binding transcription factor activity, RNA polymerase II-specific; zinc ion binding; RNA polymerase II cis-regulatory region sequence-specific DNA binding
Source: RefSeq, a predicted model, not a curated record